ACACAGUGACAACUGACACUUAAACUAAAAUGUAAACAAAUUCAAAUACGCGGUGCCUUAAUUUAAUUUCCAUUUUAAUAGUAACACUCAACAAAUCAAAUAAUGCUCCUUUAUUGUAACCCGUUAAAAACAACAUUAAAACUGACCCGUACCAACUUGUGACCAUCAUGUCCCUCAAACCGAACCAAAUGUCCCAUAAUAAAACCAGUAGCCCCCUAAAGCCUUCGAAAGAAACACGGGGCCCCGCGGAACACUCGGACGGUGACGGAGACCUAGAGAUCGUGCUUCCCGAGUCGCCCCCUAAAAGAUCCCCGCGUAAAUCGCCCAUAAAAAUCGACCCCAAAGUGGUGGAGACCAUCGAGGAUGAAAUCGAGGAGGAGCUGAAGAAAAAGGCCGAAAAGUCCAACUUGACUGUACACAAUGUUAAGAGUAUUAUUAGGCAAGUGUUGACGAACGAACACGUGAGGGCCAUGUUGGAGAAUAACGCCUCCGAUGAUGAAAGUCCCGAGAUGGUGCCUUUCGAACCGAAAUUGACCAGAGCCAAAGCCAAGGAACUAUAUUCAUCAAACUCCUCACCGGUUAAUAUACCUUGGGUGCCUGUGCCACCCCCCUCAGAAACCCAUGUGCUUAUCGGGGAAGAUUUAAAAGAAGACGAUUCCGGUGACGAGUAUGUCCCCGGAGAAGAUGAGAGCGAAGACGAAAAUAACGAAUCGUGUGCCAGUGAGUCUGAUGUUAAUUCCUUACCACCACCGACUCCCCCCACGAUUUGUACUGAAGACCAAUCGACUCAAACCACUGAGCUCACUUAUACCGAUGAUGGGGUAUUUAAGAUACCGCCGCCUAAAAGUUUACAAGAAGAAGCAGCAGAUGAGGUGGCCAAUAUAGCCUUAAGAACACGCUCGAAAAUUAACUUAAGUUCCACCCCUUUGGAGGUUAUCGAGGAAAGUUUCAUUCCACCCGAUAUCACUACCGAUAUGUACGAUAUGGAGUGCGACGAUGACGAUUGGAAGGAGUUUUUGAAGGGCUUCACGAAACCACUUGAAGAAUUAACGAAACCUACUGAAGAUGAAGAGCACGAUCCUGAAUAUGAUUACUUGGCGGAUGAUGAUAAGAACCUGUUGGAUAAGGAGGACUUGAGGAUCGAUAAGGCCGUGAAAAUUACCAAAAAAGAGGUGAAAGAGCUUUGGGAGGAAGUGUUCGAUUAUCUGCACAAUCUGUCUUGCGAAUACGAUGAGAAAUACCAGUCGCAAGAGCAAACUGCCAUACAGGAAAUGUUAAACAGUUCUUUGGCUAACAUAGGACCGGACAUUAGUUGUGUCGGACUGGAUAAUAGUGUUCAGGUGGAGGAAAAAAAGUCAAUUUUCGACCUAAAACUAACUUAUCAGCAACUGUGCAUCAUCGAGCAACAGAUGAGGCAGCACGUACAAAUGCUCGCUCAAAAUUUCCUGCUUACAUUCGAGCAUCCCGAGUACCACGAGUUUAGCCGGCAAGUGAAAGAGUACUUGUUGAAUUUAAAAUAUUUGGGGGAGGGCAGGACCUAUUCGGUGUUCAGACCCUCGAACUUGCUCCUUGCCUUGGAAGUCGUCGACUCUUGGGCAAAGUUAUUCGAAACGAACUGUUCGGAAGUUAUCGACACUAGAAGGCACGUACAGCAAGAACUCUCAAAAUCCCUACACUACAAAAUGGCUGGUAACUGGCAAUACAUCCUGACCUUCCCGAAACUUAUACUAGAAACCGUCUCGAAAAGUGAAGUGUUCACUUAUCCGUCACUUUUACCGCAAAUCCCUUUUAAAUCCGAACAGUUUUUCGGGUCGAAAAGUCGUUUUUCUGAUGCGGAAGAACGCUUGUUGGCUUUCGGUCUGGAUCAAUUUAAAACGUUCCUCUUGGGGACGGAAAAGGGCAAAAAAGUCCACUUAAAUGACGUAAUCGGCCACGUGCAAGAGCACAUGAUGCCGCACCGCACCAAAGGGAGCAUCUUGAAGCACAUAGUGAAAACGAAACAUCCGAGAUGCGUCACGAAUCCCAUUCAGCAAUAUUUUAUGCUUAACAAAGUGAAACCGGUGGUGCAUUAUAUUUAUCCUUUGGAUCAGCUGGUGGCGCCAUGUAAAAGGUUACCGGAAGAACUACCGGCGCAAUGGCGGGAUUUUGUCAAUGUACGUUGGGGGAAUGUUUUUGCUAACCAGAAUGUUUUGAACCUUCCGACUGUGAUUCCCCAGCAGUAUAUCAUCAUAAAGACCCCGCUGACGAAUUCUUCACUGACCCCCUUAAUAACCACCAGUCCGUUUGUUAUACAGGCACAGCCCACCCGGACGCCUAAAAAGUCUGCAAAAAAGGCCAAAACUAACUUGGCAAAAGCGUUCGAUGCCGCCGUAAAGCAUGAUUACCCCAAUAAAACCUCACAGAAUUCGCCAAAAAGUCAACUUAAACGGGCCGAUUUGAACAGCAGCCUGACAUCAAUAGAGCAAUUUGUCUCGAUAUUUUUAAGGCCAAUUCCCAUACAGCAUCUGGUGAGGUUUUUAAUGGACCUAAAUAAUAAACCUGCAAGGGUAAACAGGGUGUUUGUCAGUUCAAACAUGUUAAGCAUGCCAAGUUUAAGCACCCCCUUAAAGGCGAUGGAAGAUAAUGCUGAAGAGCCAAAUGUUGACAAUAAAAGGCCUGAAACAGUGACGUCGAGUAGCACAGUGAUUAACCAAGACAGAAAAGAGAAAGUGUCAAAAAAUUUAGAGUUUUUGACUAUAACAAAUAGCAGUUUCCAAAAGGAGAACACUAGCAGUGAGGUGGAGUUCAGUACUGAAUUGAACAGUAUACAGAUUUCACAAAUAUUACAAAGUGAGGAGGCGGAUGGGCCUGGUGGUGGUAGUAGCGGCUAUAGUUCUUCAGGAACAGUAAAGAAUAAUUCGACGCAAAACAGCACCACCCUAGCAAAAUCCAACACCAAAAAAGAGCCAACAGUACCAAAAAAAAAAGGUAUCAAAAUCAAAAAAGACUUCUUGGCCAAUCUGGCAAUUGCUUCCCCCGCAGAUCCUGAAUCAGAAAAACAUAAAAAUGAACUGUUUGCUAUAGCAUACUAUGACAAACUCAGGGAAACAUUAGACCUAGAAGACUAUCAUAAACUAAUGCAAGUCCUAAACGAUUUUGGUUCGGGGGAUGUCAUUGAUUUGUACAAAGACGUCCAGGGCAUCCUGCAGCCAAAAUACACGGAACUAGCCGAAGAGUUUUUGCUAUUUUUAAGGGAAAAAGAAGCGAUGGCAGUGGGGCAGCUGAUGCCCUGGCUAGAAAUGCAAGCGAGAACCAGGUUCUUGCGUAAAUUAGAGAUUUUCCUUAAAGACCAACCCGGGCAGCUGAAAAAAAUCUACAAUUCUCUCAUGGAACUUUCCAAAGACAAGGAUGUAACCAAGGAAAAAGUGAAAAGUGUCCUGUUGCCCAUGCUGAAAGGCAACAGCCUCUUGUACGACCUACUAAUGCAAAACUUCAAAGAUGAACCGCCUACGGAGAGUUUACUGUCUGGGCCAUAUGAAACAAUAGACAUCAAUAAGGAGCUGGCGAGACCCGAAGGCGAGGAAAUAUUCGAGACUUUUGCGGUGCCGAACGACGAAGACAAAUACGGGGGGCAGAAUUGUAUUUGCCAUUGUCACCGGAUCGAAGAUAAGGAGUAUAAGAGCAGGGCCAAGCAUUGCGCAAAUUGUGGACUUAAGUUCGUCAAUGGCAAACUGUACUUGGCGGCAGGCAGAUCGUUCCAACCGGCCACGGUGACGUUCCGCACCAGUCCCCACACAAACCACAACGCCAGAUUGAUGACGAAACACGCGACGGCACCGAGUAACUCGAUGCACAAGAAAAAACGGUGCGACAGCAGCCCGAACAAAAUCGCCGGUUCUAGCGGCAAAGAGAACGUGGAAGAGGACACCGAGGAGGACGAGCCGCGGAAACGCAAACGUUCGGUGUCACAAAAAACGCCGAAGAAACGACGGAAAACCGGGGAGGCGGCGGCGCCGCCGAAAGCGUCCUCGCCGCCGAAAAAAUCGCUACGGAAGCGCACCUACUCGAGUAAAACGCGAACGAAAAAGGAGGAGAUUAACAAGACUGAGGAGGAAGAGGGCGAGGAGGAGGAGGAGGAGGAGGAGGGCGAAAGUGACAAUUUUAAAGAGGAGGAGGCGCGUGAGGAAAAGACGGAGGAGGAGGAGUUCGAAAUCGUCGCCGAACUGGAGGAAAGCGAACACGAGACCAGCGAGGAACGAGCGGAAAAGUCGCUGGACGAUUGUAUGGAUUCGUCCGGGGAGUCGUUGGAGAAGCCGUCGUCGCCCGGACAACAGACUGCUGAAUCUGAAAGUGAGAUCUACCAAGAGGAGUCGUCCCAAGACAACUACGAGUCGGACGACUCGACCACCUCCGAGGAGAGCACCAAGGGUUCCCAGAGCGACACGGACGAACCCCCGUGGCGGAGGGAGGAGGACACGAUCAUCCUGGAAACCCUCCAGAAGGAGGACGACAAGGAGUACGCGUUACAAAUCAUUGCCGAACGGUUGCCCAGUAGGACCGUGGGACAAAUCAGGAACAGACUCACCAGGCUCAUGGAUCUGUUAAUUGAAACUUUGAGGACCACUUGAGGAGGAACAUCAGUAUUAGCUUUGAGGCGUCCCAAUAUCACUUGUUAUUUAUUUUUUUAAUAGAGUUUAGGUAUAUUUGUUUUACGAUGGUUAUGUAAGUUAAUAAAUCGAUUGACUGGUAA
Anthonomus grandis grandis is the source of this 4729-nucleotide messenger RNA. RefSeq names its product GON-4-like protein. Gene Ontology annotation, cellular component: nucleus. Gene Ontology annotation, molecular function: transcription coregulator activity. Lineage: Eukaryota; Metazoa; Arthropoda; Insecta; Coleoptera; Curculionidae. The coding region runs from base 168 to 4607 and encodes 1479 amino acids. The transcript has 13 exons. Gene Ontology annotation, biological process: regulation of DNA-templated transcription. The record is from RefSeq and is a predicted model, not a curated record.